Molecule: messenger RNA, 861 nt
Organism: Oncorhynchus masou masou (cherry salmon)
Lineage: Eukaryota; Metazoa; Chordata; Actinopteri; Salmoniformes; Salmonidae
Product: prisilkin-39-like
Exons: 2
Coding region: 1-861 (286 amino acids)
Source: RefSeq, a predicted model, not a curated record
AUGUUUUCUCGGAGGAAAACAGGAAGACUUGGCUACGACGUUGGUUACUACGUUGGUUACUACGUUGGCUACUACGUUGGUUACUACGUUGGUUACUACGUUGGCUACUACGUUGGCUACUACGUUGGUUACUACGUUGGCUACUACGUUGGCUACUACAUUGGUUACUACCUUGGCUACUACGUUGGCUACUACGUUGGCUACUACGUUGGUUACUACGUUGGCUACUACGUUGGCUACUACGUUGGUUACUACGAUGGCUACUACGUUGGCUACUACGUUGGUUACUACGUUGGUUACUACGUUGGCUACUACGUUGGUUACUACGUUGGCUACUACGUUGGCUACUACGUUGGCCACUAUGUUGGCUACUACGUUGGCUACUACGUUGGUUACUACGUUGGUUACUACGUCUACAUUGGUUACUACGUUGGUUACUACGUUGGCUACUACGUUGGCUACUACGUUGGUUACUACGUUGGCUACUACGUUGGCUACUACAUUGGUUACUACCUUGGCUACUACGUUGGCUACUACGUUGGCUACUACGUUGGUUACUACGUUGGCUACUACGUUGGCUACUAUGUUGGUUACUACGAUGGCUACUACGUUGGCUACUACGUUGGCUACUACGUUGGUUACUACGUUGGUUACUACAUUGGCUACUACAUUGGCUACUACGUUGGUUACUACCUUGGCUACUACGUUGGCUACUACGUUGGCUACUACGUUGGUUACUACGUUGGCUACUACGUUGGCUACUACAUUGGUUACUACGUUGGCUACUACGUUGGUUACUACGUUGGCUACUACGUUGGUUACUACGUUGGUUACUACGUUGGCUACUACUUCACCAGCUGA